UUGUGAUGACUGUUGCGAGAGUACUUGUCCAAACUGAAUGGAGGAGGCAAUCGUACCAUCUGGUGGAGAUGGCGGUAGUGGUGUCGUUGCUUCUUAGCAUCACGAUGGGUGACGUGGCAGCCGCUGGGCGAAUGCCGUUUCCGCGUCAGCUGCUCGCCCCCACCCCACCGUCGGUCACCAUAGCCAGCGUGCGUGUUCUUGGCGCGCAAUGCCCAAGCAGUGCCCCGUCGGUAUCCAUCUCAGGUAAUGACAGGAUCGAGAUCCAGUUUGGGAGUAAUUACGGCGUCACCGUCCCGACAAGCGCAACCGAGCGGCAGAAGUCCUGCAACGUCAUCGUCGACCUUACUUACCCAACUGAUUGGUCUUAUGUGGCGACCGGAUGGUCGUUCCACGGCUGGGUGGAGCUGGCCCCACGACUGGUCGCCCAACAGUCUGCCAAGUACUACCACCAGGGCGGGGUCCCGGCUUGCGAGCGAACGUCCCGAUUCGCUGGAGGAUGGAGAGGACUCUCUGGCCGGCCCUACACCCUCUCUCACACCUGUCCUGUCGGAGCCCCAUCCUCUCCGUGUGGGGCCGUUAGGGCACUUAACGUUAUCACGACGCUGGCGAUUGAUAACGCGAGGAACACGAAUGGGCAGGGAUCAAUCAAGUCGACGGGGGGAAACGGAGACAGCAGUUUCUUCAUAUGUCAGCUGAGCUGGACAAAAUGCUGAAGGGGGAAUAGGAGAAAAAGGGAAAACGGGAAAGAAAACGAGCGGGGUACAUGAACUGGAAAGACUGGUGGUGAUGAACUGGAGGCGGCCAUGAUCGUACUCUUGAAGAGAAAGGUGUGAAAGCCGGAAUCUAUUUAUAGAACGAAGGUGAGAUGACGCGGGGGGGGGGAGAGGGGAGCGGGAGAAGUACAUGUAGACGGAGGACUUGUGUAAGGUAGAUAAAAUUGGAGAUUCUGU
This is a messenger RNA of Chara braunii, 950 nucleotides long. Lineage: Eukaryota; Viridiplantae; Streptophyta; Charophyceae; Charales; Characeae. The record is from the annotation of a GenBank genome assembly.